AUGGAAUGCGGCUGGGGUAUCUCUGCGCUUCAGGCGCGCCCCGACGGGGUCCCCGAGGAGCUGCGCUCCCUCCUCCGCCCGAGCUCUAAUCGCGACUUCCUCGCUGACCUCGCUCGCGAGUCGCUGAAUCCGCGCCACACCGAUUACCUUUUCGCGCUUUUCGAGCCAUUGUUCGUCGAAGUCCGCGCGCUGUGGGCUGCCUCGUAUCCUUCUGUCGAGAUCAUACCCGCCUAUGCCCGCAUAUUACAACUUGCGCCAUACCUUUCGGACAUUGCUGAAGCUAUCCUUUCUCGUGGCGCAGACGAGAUCGCUUCGGCUUUGCAAUAUGAUGCCUCCAAGGCUUCACAGACCACCGCAGACGAUCGCAUGGUCGACCUUCUUCUUGGACUUUUCCGCCUCCUCGUAAGCGAUAACGAGACCUUCGGCCGGUCCAUUCAACCAUUGUCCCUACAAUCUCUGCUCGCACACCCGAAUCGAACCGUCCGAUACCUUGCCAUUCGCUGUCUUUGCCUGUAUCUACAUGCUGCAGAUGCGGCGCAGGAGGAGAUGAUAUCCAGAUACGUUGGUCAAGAGCCCGUGAGCGGGAACUGGGAAGGCAAGACAAUUGACUAUCGGUUCCUGAGCCUUUGGGAAGAGAAGCGGUAUGCGGAGGUGAAAAGGAAUCUUGUGGAGGCCCGGUCGGCGCGAGAGGCGUACCUUUCGUCCCCACAGAUUAGCAGAAUAAUCACGCAGAGUGAUCUUGGCCCUCAUACCGCUGAAAUCCAUGGCGUUUUGCUUCCCCGAUCAGAUGCGCCUGUCACUGCGGACGGCGUCCAGCUUAUUCCGACUGGAACUACCGUGCGGAACCUCACUUCUGUGGCCAGAAGUCUGAACGGUGACAAGCCUGUCAUGUUGACCGGCCUUGCUGGUUCGGGCAAAACGCUGAUAAUCCGCCAUCUUGCAAGGGAACUAAACAAGCUCGAAUCCAUGGUGACCUUACAUCUUAACGAGCAGAGCGAUGCUAAGCUCCUUAUUGGCAUGUAUACGACUGGAAGCACCCCCGGCACUUUCACCUGGAGACCCGGUGUUCUCACUACCGCGGUAAGAGAAGGCCGGUGGGUGUUGAUCGAGGAUCUGGACCGUGCCCCCAACGACGUGAUCAGCACGCUUUUGCCGCUCAUUGAAUCCGGAGAGCUCCUCAUUCCUAGUAGAGGCGAAGUUGUUCGUGCCGCCCGUGGCUUCAAGAUUAUCGCAACGCUUCGUACAACACUCAAUCUUCGUGGGGAACAAAUUAUCCCCGGUGCCGGCAUGAUUGGAACGCGUUUCUGGGAUCGCAUUAGCAUUGAGAUGCCUCGCGAGGGAGAACUUGGAGAAAUUGUCCAGCGCGCGUUCUCCAACAUCCCGGAGGCUUUAGUACCUCAGAUCAUGAGCGUCUAUGGGAACCUCCAGGCUUUGUCCAAAGACAAAUCCUUCACGGCCAGCAAGUCUGGCAUGAUCAGACCUGUUACUUCGCGCGACCUGUUCAAGUGGUGCAGUCGAAUUAACCCUCGGAAUUUGGACGAUAUGUUUCUCGAAGCAGUCGACUGUCUCGCUGGAAGCCUGGAAAACGGACCAGCCCGAGAGUUGAUUGUUGCCUGCAUUGCGCGGGAGCUUCAUGUUGAUCCGCAGAAGAGGGACCAUCUGAUCUUGCAGCGUACAAUCGCGUACAAAACAAAUGAUACCAGCGAAGUCACCAUCGGACGUGCUACCCUGAAAAGAUCUCAACGCAAGAGACGUGCAGACCGAAGACCGUUUGCUGCGAACGACCACACCUGUCGCCUAUUAGAGAGAAUUGCGGUUGCUGUGGAUCAUCAGGAGCCCCUUCUGUUGGUUGGUGAGACCGGUACCGGCAAAACCACCGCUAUCCAGCACCUGGCCACCGAGCUUGGCCGGAAAAUGGAGGUAUUCAACUUGUCGCAACAAAGCGAAAGCGGCGACCUGCUAGGUGGCUUCAAGCCUGUCAAUCUCCGCAGCAUCAUGGUGCCGAUGAAGGACCGCUUCGACGAUCUCUUCCUGUCAACGUUUUCCCAAGACAAGAAUCGCCUCUUUCUCAAUCAGCUAAACGAACAUAUGGCGAAGGGCCGCUGGAAGGCCGUUUGCAAAUUUUGGCAGCAGGCUCUCCGCAUGGUUGACGACGCGGUCAAAGCCUCCAGGUCUGACGCUGCACCGCAAGCUGAUGAGAAUGACCAACCCAAGAAGAAAAAGCGCAAGGUCGAGAAACAACCCAAGCUACCUGCAUCUUUCUCGCAAUCCGAAUGGGACGCUUUUGCCAACGAUCUCAAGCUUGUCGAGUCACAGAUUGCCAACAAGUCCAGCGCCUUUGCUUUCAAGUUUGUAGAGGGCAACAUUGUCAAGGCUGUCAGAAACGGCGAUUGGGUUUUGCUCGACGAAAUCAACUUGGCUGCACCAGACACUCUUGAAGCGCUGGCUGACCUGCUUACCGGUGGCUCUGGAGGCAAGCCAUCCAUUCUCCUGACGGAGACGGGCAAUGUUGAGAGAAUCGAGGCACAUCCCAAUUUCCGUGUCUUCGCAGCAAUGAACCCUGCAACCGACGUUGGAAAAAAGGAUCUUCCUAUGGGCAUCCGUUCUCGAUUCACGGAGCUGUAUGUCGAAAGCCCCGAUCGCGACUUCAAGAGCUUGCAAAGCGUCGUGGAAACCUAUCUUGACCAGUACCUGCACAAGGACCGGAAGAUUUCCGCAGAUGUUGCCAACUUGUAUCUGCAUAUCCAGGCCUUGAAUGCGGAGAACCGACUGGUGGAUGGCGCAAACCAGAAGCCUCACUUCAGUUUGCGUACGCUCACAAGGACACUAAUUUAUUCGUUGGACACCGCGCCGCUUCAUUCGCUUCGUAGAGCCCUGUACGAAGGCUUCUGCAUGAGCUUUUUGACGUUCCUUGACAAGUCUUCCGAGGAUCUAGUUGCUGAGGCGGUUGUUAAAUACCUUAAGCCUCAACUCGGCUCACCCCUCCAAAAGCCUACGGAGAAGGAUAGGGAUUACGUCCAAAUACGACGAGAUGAUGGCCGGAGAAAUCAUGAUUUGAAAAAGAAGGGCAUCAGCAAAGCGGCAGAUGAUGCGAACUUUGAGAAGUGGCUCGACGCGGCCGGCAAGGAUCCGCAAUGGCUCCGCCAGGGCAGGUUCGAAUCGUCCGAUGAGGAGCACUACAUCAUUACCAACUUCGUUUGGCGCAACCUCACGAAUCUUAUCCGUGCCGCCUCGACUCGCCGCUUCCCAGUGCUUAUUCAGGGCCCUACGUCUGCCGGUAAGACGAGUAUGAUCGAGUAUCUUGCGAAGAGAUCCGGCAACAAGUUUGUUCGUAUCAACAAUCACGAGCACACAGACUUGCAGGAAUACUUGGGUACUUACGUUUCUGGAAAUGAUGGCAAACUCCAAUUCCAGGAAGGUAUCCUUGUCAAGGCUCUGCGUGAAGGCCAUUGGAUUGUUCUCGACGAACUGAACCUUGCUCCAACGGAUGUUCUGGAGGCUUUGAACCGCUUGCUGGACGAUAAUAGGGAGCUUCUCAUCCCGGAAACACAGGAAGUCGUUCGUCCCCAUGAGGACUUCAUGCUGUUUGCUACGCAAAAUCCUGCUGGUCUCUAUGGUGGAAGGAAGAGCCUCUCGCGGGCCUUCCGCAACCGUUUCCUCGAGUUGCACUUCGACGACAUACCCGUCAACGAGCUGAAGUACAUUCUUGAGAGGCGAACGCAGCUUCCUCGGUCAUGGUGCGAGCACAUUGUCAAUGUGUACAGGGAGCUUUCAAUCCUCCGACAGUCCAGUCGCCUUUUCGAGUCCAAGAGCUUCGCCACUCUCCGUGAUUUGUUCCGAUGGGCAAUGCGCGCACCCGAAACAUCACAGCAGCUCGCUGAGCAAGGUUACAUGCUUCUUGCAGAGCGUGUGCGAAAAGCGGAGGAGCGUCUGGCUGUCAAGCAAAUCAUUGAGAAGGUCAUCAAGCAAACCAAAAUCGACGAGGAUGUGCUCUACUCCGUCGAGCGAUCACCGGAAAUGCGUUUAUAUCAAGAGAACGUCUCUUCCGACGGUGUUGUCUGGACUCGCGCAAUGCGUCGGCUUUACGCUCUGGUUGCCAAUGCACUCCGCCACAACGAACCGGUCCUGCUUGUGGGUGAAACUGGCUGUGGUAAGACGACGGUCUGUCAAAUGCUUGCAGAUGCCUUUACCAAGCAACUCUUCAUUGUCAAUGCCCACCAAAACACGGAGACCGGCGAUCUCAUCGGUGCUCAAAGGCCUAUCCGCAAUCGCGCAUUCCUGGAACAGCAACUGGCUAAGGACCUCGGUGAACUUUUGAUGGAGGCUGGGGUCUCAUUAGAAACGUCGACCACGUCCUUGGCCGACUUGCUAGCUCUCUACGACAAGCUUGUGAAGGAUGAACCGGAGCGGCUCGGUACGGAAUCUCGCCAGGCUAUUCACACUCAACGCGUUAAGCUUUCAUCUCUCUUCGAAUGGGCGGACGGCAGCCUUGUUACUUCAAUGAAAACGGGCCAGUACUUUUUGCUGGAUGAAAUCUCGCUUGCCGAUGAUUCGGUCUUGGAAAGGCUGAACAGCGUGCUGGAAUCAUCACGCACCAUCCUCCUGGCAGAAAAAGGCCCUACAGACUCAAGCAUCAAAGCAUCAGAUGGCUUCCAGUUCUUGGCGACGAUGAAUCCAGGUGGAGACUAUGGCAAGAAGGAACUUUCUCCGGCGCUGCGAAACCGCUUUACCGAGAUUUGGGUCCCCGCUUUGUCUGAUCUGGACGACAUUACCCAGAUUGUGAAAGCCAAGCUCAUGCCAUCCGCAGUAGACUAUGCGUCGACUAUUGUCAACUUCUCACAGUGGUUCAACGAGAAGUUUAACACUUCCGCUGCGUCGUCGAUCUCCAUCCGUGAUACUCUUGCAUGGGUCCACUUCAUCAACCGUUGCGGUGUCAAUGAUCCAGUUUUUGGAGUCGUCCACGGAGCAGCAAUGGUAUUCAUCGACACACUUGGAGCCAACCCGGCGGCCCUGCUUGCUAUCUCUGCAGCCAACAUAGACCGUGAGCGCGCUACCUGCCUCGAGAAGCUCAGCGAGCUGGUCAACACAGAUGCAAAGGCCAUCUAUUUUGCCCCUGCUGCUAUUGGCACUUCCGACUCGAUGCUUUCUAUUGGUGACUUCGCCGUCCCGCGCAUCGGCAAGGCCGUCUCGGACCCUUCCUUCUCCAUGGCCGCGCCAACUACUAAGUCCAAUGCCAUGAGAGUUCUCCGCGCACUGCAGUUGCCGAAGCCCAUCCUUCUAGAAGGUAACCCUGGUGUGGGAAAGACCACGCUUGUCACUGCUAUUGCGAAGGCUGUUGGUGUGCCUCUCACCCGUAUCAAUUUGUCUGAGCAAACUGAUCUCAUGGACUUGUUCGGAUCCGAUGUCCCCGUCGAAGGUGCCCAGGCAGGUACUUUCGCAUGGAAGGAUGCGCCUUUCCUAAAGGCCAUGAAGAACGGAGAGUGGGUUCUGCUCGAUGAGAUGAACUUGGCCUCGCAGUCUGUGCUUGAGGGUCUCAACGCCUGUCUCGACCACCGUGGAGAAGUUUACAUCUCUGAGUUGGAUCAAACCUUCCAUCAGAAUCCUGGCUUCAGGGUGUUUGCAGCGCAGAAUCCUCACCACCAAGGAGGUGGUAGAAAGGGUCUCCCCGCUUCUUUUGUCAACCGUUUCACUGUGGUUUAUGCCGAUGUCUUCAGGCUUGAAGAUCUGAUCACCAUCUGCAAGCAACAAUUCCCGAACACCACUGAACAAGACAUCGAAACCCUAACUGGAUUCAUUUCCGAACUGGACGCUCAGGUCUCGAAUAGGAAGUUCGGAGCGCUCGGCAGCCCUUGGGAAUUCAAUCUGAGAGACACUUUGCGGUGGCUACAGUUGCUCACCUCUCAGCAAGGUCUCCUCCCAAGUGGCAUGACCAGAGAUUUCUUGGAUACCGUUAUUACGCAACGCUUCAGAUCAGACCACGACCGAAAAUGUGUUAUCGGCUUGUUCGAGCAAGCAACCAAAUCAGCCGUCCCUGAGCGAGCCUACUUCCACAACUUGGGCACGGAUCACCUCCAGGUAGGACUCGGGCUGCUCCCUCGGCAUGCACUCCUCCAGCAUCUUCCUUCGAGGCAUAAGCCGAGAAAGUCCCAGCUUGCCGCCAUAGAAUCUAUGAUGAUUGCGGUUCAGCUCAACUGGCCUGUCAUUCUUGUUGGGCCACCGGGCUCUGGGAAAACUAGCCUCGUCAAACAACUCGCCUCUGCUGUGGGCGCCGAGCUGGUCACAUCCUCCAUGAAUGCUGACAUCGACGCUAUGGAUCUCGUUGGUGGGUACGAGCAAGUCGAUCCGUCUCGACAGGUGCUCCGUUUCCUUGAAAAGCUCAGUCUGUUCUCGCGUUCUUCAGUCAUUCAGAGCCAGAUUCAAGGGGAUUCUGAGCUUUCUUCUCUCUUUCUCAGUCUCAUCCGCCUUUCUUCUCCAGUCGAUCUCUCUCAAGUCUCUUUUGCUGCCAUUCAUCAAGUACUAACACAGCUUCAAACACGGGACGGCCGUUCAGAGGCCCGCGAACUAACAAUUGAAGCUGAAGCACUCGCAAAGGAGUCUGUCACUAUUGAUCAGGCCAGGUUUCAGUGGGUCGAUGGCCUUCUUGUUCAAGCUCUAGAGCAGGGCAAGUGGCUUGUGCUUGACAACGCCAAUCUCUGCAGCUCUUCCGUCCUCGACAGAUUGAACGGUCUGCUUGAGCCUAACGGAUAUCUGAUCAUUAACGAGCAUUCGACAGCUGAUGGCGAGGCUAAGAUUGUCAAGCCUCAUCCUAACUUCCGUAUAUUCAUGACGAUGGAUCCACGUCAUGGAGAGCUCUCUCGUGCGAUGAGAAACAGAGCCGUUGAGCUUUUCUUGCUUCCUACGUCAGAUGAAGAUGCGGGCAGCAAUGAUCAGCUCAACACGUUCGCCUUUGAAUCAGCCAUGUACAGAUUCCGCCAUGUUAACUUCCUCGGCCGUAACCGUACCCUUGAUCAAGAAUCUACCGAUUCUCUUGUAGCUACUUCGCUAGAUCACCUGUCCGUGGAAGAUUCAACUCGCCUUGGAAGCUUCUACCAGCAGCUUUCUAGUGGCUUGUUUGACAUACCUGUGGAUGCCCGGCUUGAGGAAUCUCUUCAAGCAAACAUGACUUUCUUUUCUCAACUCCCACAAGAGUGGCUUUCCAGGGCAAUGGAGUUGAUGAGUGGCUCUACAAAGCUUAUGGGGAUGGGUCAAAAUUUUAUCAAUGCGCAGGUCAGUGACCUCGCUACUCCUAACGAUGAAAAGGAUAGCCAGGCUGCUCGUUCCGACACAUCUGGAGUUCACAACAACGCAUACUUGCUCGGAGGACUAUUCGAUCUUUGCCUGGACUUGAAGAAAAUGCAAAUUUUGCUCCAGCAGGCAUUGGAUCAAGCCAACAAAGUCAAGAUCAAAGAUCGCACGAGGCUUGGCAGGAGCUUGGUGCCGUCAAAGGCGGCUUCAAAAUCGAGCAAAGACCCGUUUGCGGGCGUGGGACCAUUCUUGCAGUUCGUAUUCGAUACACUUGCUGCAUGGGUGCUCGAUGUUCUGCAGGGCGGUUUCGUUGAUGAGACUGUGCUCGACUCGAUCAAACCCAUUGGCCAGUUCUGGUUCGAUCUUCACAGCCUCACCAACGCUAUGGCUAUUGAAGAUGCCGUUUUCCAAGUCUAUCUCGCUAUCGGGCACCAAAACUUCUCACCACUAUUCUCUAUUCAAAAUCCUCAGGUAGCUGGACUCCAAGAGAGGCUGGUGAAGAGUCUCGCCUCUCUCAAACUUGAUAGCCAGCUGUCGACCGGAUUGAGCAUGGAACUGCUCUGGAACCGCUUCAAGCCUCACACUCCACCCACCUACGAUGGCCUUCUCAAUUUGCUCAAGCUCGAGGAUUUGGCGAACCGGUUCGACUCUUCGGUCUGGCUUGCUGAUGCGCCGUUGACGGAGCUGGCACGCGUGCGAUCAGCGCUGGCUGGCGCUAUGCAGAUUGCGCGAAGCCAGGAUGUUGACGUCAGGGAGCUGAUUGACGAGCUGGAAGUGGCGAUUACCGACAUUGAGAAGGGAGUCAGAGAAGGCAAGGAGGCGGUCAAGCCGUGGUUCACAGAAGCUUUCGAAGGUAUCUGCCAGUUUUCGGACUUGGCACAGCUCGCCGGUGAGUCGAAAAAUGAUUCGACCACUUCCACCAUGACGCUUUUGGCGCAAAGACCGACGAGAACUACGCCAUUGACGGCGCAGAGCUUUGCUGAGGCCCUGCUUACACGGAUGUCGACGUACCUUGGAGCGUAUGGAGAUGUUGGACCUGUUGCGCUGAAGGGCGGAUUCCAUGUGAAGUUGUUGAAAGACGUGGUCGAUCUUGACGAUGCGACUUUGGCACAGAUGGAUCUCCUGAGGUCUGAGAUUGAUGUUCUGGGUCAAUCCCUCGUCAGCCGCUCCGGUGACCUCCUUCAGAACCAGACGUCGGUUCUUGCCGGUGUGCACCAACGUAUCCUCAAAGAAAUCGUCCAGGCACAUUCAGAAUUGUUGGACCAGGAAACGAGCACCAUUACCUCCAUUGAACUACGGCAAGACCUUCCAGAGGACCACCAUCUUCGCACUGGUCUCAAACUUCUCCAACGCAGCCUCGAAUAUGCCACUGACCCAGAGGCGAGCAAUGUCAAUCCCAGCCAAGCCUGGAUCAGCCUCGCCAUUGCCUUCCUCUGGCUCUACGUUCCCGAUAGGCCUUUCGAUCCCGCACUUCGCCCGCUCGUCGAGCGCAGUCUCUUUGGAACUCACCGCGAUGCUCUUAACGCCAGCCUCACCGCGCUAUGCAGCUUCGAACAAUCCUUUACCGGUCGUAGCAAAAACCUACGCACUCGCCUUAUCGAGCAAGAUAUUGCGACCAUGGGAAUCGAACCGUCCGUACCUGCCAUUGCGAGACCGCCACAGUCGGAGCUCGCGCAGUUGUCAGGUGAAUUCGGCAACCUUCUGAGGGUACUGGAUGGCUUGGUCAGGGCAGUUGAUGCAGGUGAAGCGGGAGCUUUACGUGAUGCGACUCUGGAGAUGAACAUACAGCAGAUUGUCAAGAGGCUGACGGAAGGGUACCGUGCGUAUGACGAUAUCACUGCCCCAGUCGUUACGUUCUUGCACUGCUUGAGGGUUGGAGUCCUCCUUGCUGCCGCUGAUGAAGGACCAAAUGCUGGCGCUGGCAUCUUCGACUACGUUUCUGCGCACACGCCAUUCUUUGGCAGAGGCUAUAGCGCACUGGUGCCUACGUCUGAUGCUGCUAUGUUCGGGAAGGCUGGCCCCGUAGACCUCCGCUGGCAUGCAUUGAGCGCUCUUGCAGUCAAGUUGAGCGUCCAGCCGGAGAAGACACCUUCAAUCAACGAGCGAAACCUGAUUCAUGACAUCUUCCGCAGCUUUUACGAGCAGUGGAAGGAGAAGCUCGAGGCCGAUCAGGAGAAGGCUGCAGAACAGUCAGGCCUUUAUCGGUUCAAGGGAGGUCUGGAUGUUGAAGAGGAAGCCACUGAAGCAGAACUGCAGAGCCUGUUCCCCGAUUACGAGCAACAAGGCGAUGCUGAGGAUGGCCUCGCUGCACCAGUCGAGUCACCGCAGGAAUUGGCCCGAAAGCUGGCGGUCUGCCAUGCUGACAUCUUCGUCAACCGCAAGAACCCCAUAGAGAGGAUCACGGCUUUGAUCAAGCAAUCUACAGAGUAUGUCAGCAAGAUCGAAAGCAGCAGUACAAAUGGUCUUGAAGCGUCGCUUCCAGCAAUUUUCCUGGCCCUCAACAAGCAGAGCGAACAUCUUCUCCAGGACAAUCCCUCGCCUCGCUACUACAACUUCUAUACUGACGCCAACGUCAGCGAGGCCAAGAAGCUGGUUACUCUCGUUCAUCGUGUGCAGAAGCGUUUCCGCCAGAUUCAGGAAACCUGGCCCGAACACGCUACCCUGGCUGACGUUCUCCGGGUAUCCGAUGAGCUGCUCACUUUCCGCCAUGUCGAGCCCGUCGCCAAAUUCCUCACCAAGGGUGAGAAGCUCCACGCAUCCAUCUACGAAUGGCAGCAAGUUGCAAGCAGAGAGUACAGCGCAGCGCCGUUGUACGACGAGGUCACGAACCUGCUUGUCAGCUGGCGUCAGCUUGAGCUCACGACGUGGGCGCGCCUCUUCGACAUUGAGGUUGAGAAGGCCAAGGAUGAUGCGAAGGCAUGGUUCUUCGUUGCAUACCAGACAAUCAUCGCAGCGACUGAAUCACUCAGUUCUGGGGCUGCGGUGGAAAGCCAUGCUGAAGAGCUCUUGAGGACGCUGGAGGAUUUCGCUUUGUCCACGACGGCGGGUCAGUACCACGAGCGUAUCAGGCUGCUCGAGCAGUUCAGAGAGCAGCUUGCGUUGAGAGAAGUGGAUGAGCCGUCGGUCAGACCUGUUCGCACCGCUCUCGACAACUUCAUUCGUUACUUCGUGCGUUUCGCUCAGCCAGUGCGUGAUGUCAUCACCAAGGGCCGCGCUACCCUGGAGAAGGACAUGAAGAACGUUCUCAAGGUCGCCAGUUGGAAGGACCGAAACAUCGAUGCGCUGAGGCAGAGCGCAAAGACGUCACACAAGAAGCUCUUCCGGGUCGUACGUAAGUUCCGGAACAUCCUCAACAAGCCCGUCGACGCCGUGUUGAAGCAGGACCUUCCUGAACCCGCAAAGUCUACACUUGCAGCCGCCCUAACUAUGCUCCAACCGACCAACGCGACGGUUGACACGGCUGCACUACAGGUCUGCGAGCAGUAUGUGCCUAGCUGGUCUACCCGUCCCUCUAGAUUCAAGGAUCUUCCGACCACUGUCAAGCUCAUGCACAAGAUGGCGCAACCCCGCAAGAACGGCGAUGCGGCCCACGACGGCGCCGCCUACAUUCAAGAGUUCUUGGACAAUCUCGAAACAUCCAUUGCAGAGCUGCAGAAGGCCACACCUGCGGUACUGACGGACGACAACAAGACUGAGGUCAAGCACCUGAAGUCGCAGAAACGCAAGCUGUUCGCCGACACGCUCAAGGAGCUGCGCGAGAUGGGCUUCCGCAGCCACGUUGGCGGCGACGUGUUGGAGAAGCAGGAUGGUCUGGCCAAGGUGUUGGCGCGCUUGCCCACUCUGCCGUCGUCGUCUGACCACGACGGCGUAGCGAAGGGAGCAGAGGAGUACCUGCACAAGACGUUCAAUCUCAUGCAGCAAGUUCGCGACGUUGCAAGGGAGCAUUCGGGCGAUCUGACCAAUGCGGAUGUCGCGAGGUCCAUUGGUAGCUUCGAGAGCAUGCUACACGCCGCACUCAAGCAGCGGGAGGUUGUUGCGAAGGUGCUAGAGGAAGAAGAGGCGCUGGAGCGGACCUUCGAACAAAUCACGGCCGUGUCUUCUGCGGAGGUCAGGCUUGGAGAGGCGUCGACGGGCGUAGAGCGUGGUGGCUUGCCGUGGAUUCCCCCGAUGCUGAAGGUUGCAGCGCACAUUGUCAACGCUCAGGCUCAGCUAGGCAAGAUCAGCGUCAAUGAGGUUGUGGAAGGACUACAGUCCAGAGCACAGCUUCUGGACGGACUGGUCAAGGAGACCGAUGGGCUUCCUGCCCUGCCGAAGGGUCUUUCGUCAGCUGCGCACGAGAAGCUGGCCAGCCGUAUCCACGAUACUCUCGAGGAGACCAAAUUGAACGUCGCCAAGUGGAUAGAGCAGCACCCUGCUCUCCAAGCCACAUUGAAACAACUUCUCACGUGGCUGCAACUCACAAACACCACCAACGGCGCCAUCAUCGAGAAUGCCAAUCAAGAAGAUGCUACCGCUACGACUGCCUCCAUCGUCGACCUCAGCACCAACCUCUUCUCCACCCUCGAUGCCAUCCUCGGCUCCAUCCAAGACGUCGAAAAGUCUCACUCCGCACUGCCCGACACGACGGAGUCCCCAUCCUGGCUCACCAACGAGACGGCUGCCCUGGCCGCCGCCUGCAAGGCUCUGCACACCCCCCGCAUCACCGCCGCCCUGCGCGGCGGCGUCCUGAACCAGCUCCGCAACCUGGCAGCAACCGCAGCACCGUCACCCAGCGACGGUCUGAACGCCGCCUGCGCCAUGCUAGCGACGCUGUCACCCCUCAUCGCGCAGUACCGCGCGACCGUGGCGGGCGUGCGUGCGCGCUUCGCCCGCCUCCACGCGGCGCAGGCGCGCCUCGCGUACCGGCUGGCCAAGGCGUUCCUGGUCGUCGGCUCGCGCGGCUUCUGCACGCCGUCUGAGAGCGAGGGCGAGGGCGGCAAGGGCGACGACGACAAGCUAGAAGGCGGGACGGGCCUGGGCGAGGGAGAGGGCGCCGAGGACAUCAGCAAGGACGUCGGCGAGGACGAGGACUUGACGGAGCUGGCGCAGGAAGAGGACAAGUCGAAGAAGGAGCAUGAGGAGGAGGAUGAUGCGGUGGAUAUGGGGGAGGAGGAGAUGGAGGGGCAGAUGGGGGAGCAGAAGAGUGAGGAUGAGGAGGAGGAUGGGGAGGGGGAUAAGAGUGGUGAUGAGGAAGAGGAUGAGAUGGAUGAGGAGGCGGGUGAAGUCGAUGAUUUGGGCCCGAGUGCGGUGGAUGAGAAGAUGUGGGAUGAUGGCGGGAAGGACGAGGAAGAUGAGAGGGACAGAGAGGGGAACGAGGAGUUCGGUAGCAAGGAUCAGGACGAGCUGGCCGGCAAUAAGGACGAGGAGCAGCAGAAGAAGGAGAAGGAGAAGGAGGGCGAGCAGGGUGAACAGCAGCAGGAAGAAGAGAGCGACGAGGAGCCUGAGAAGGGUGCGGAGGAGGAAGAGAGGAUCGGUGGGCCGGAUGAGCAGGAGCCGGUCGAUCCGCACAUGCAGGAGGGAGAGACGCUGGAUCUGCCAGAUGACCUCAACAUGGACGAUGAUGACAAGUCCCUGGGUGACGACGAAGAUCUUGGCGAUAUGGACGACUUGGGCGAUGCAAUGGAUGAGGACGAGAUGCCGCCGGAGGAUGAAAAGGGGGAUGCGGAUGAUGGCGAGCCAGAGGAGGCGCCUGUCGACCUUGAUCAGAAGCCGGAGGAGGUUGAGGAGAUUCCUGACGAAGAAAAGGAAGACCAGGCCGUCGACCCUGAGGAGCAGGAGCAGCAAGAACAAGUCGACGAAGGCCAGCUCAAGGGCGCCGAUGACAAUGCACAGAACGACAAGACAGAGGACGACGCCGCUGCCGAGACCGGUUUGGGCCUGGACGCGCAUGAUGACAAGAGAGACGAUCAGGACCAGACCAGCGGCGCUCAGCGCGAAGACGGUGCCGAAGGCGAGGCUUCUGAAGAACAACAGCAGGAAUCAAACGAGCAGGGCGCUCGUGGCAAGGCAUCGCAACAAGACGCUGUUGGUCGAGACGACGAGAUGCAAGACGCCGCCGAAAGCCAGCCGUUCAAGAAGCUAGGUGACAUGCUCGAGAAGUGGUACAACCAGCAGAAGCAAAUCCAGGACGCGUCGGAAAAACAAGACGAGAGCCAGCAACAGCAGCAGGACAAGGACGUCGACAUGGCGGAUGCGGACUUCGAGCAUCUACCCGACGACGAAGCUGAAGCUGACACGCAGGCCCUAGGCGCUGCCGAGGAAGACCAGGCGCGUGCUCUCGACAGGGAGAUGGCGCAGGAUGUCAACGAUAAGGCUGAGCUCCCUGAGAAUCUCCCGGCUGAGGUUGAAGACCAAAACGAACAGCCGGAGGACACCCCGAUGGAAGAUGUCGAUCCCAACCAGCGCGACGCGCCCGCUCAAGAGCAAGACCAAGAGCAGCAGACUGGCGGCCAGCCCAAUGCCUUCAUGGGCGAGCCAGGCGACCGUACCAACGCCGAGCGCGAGGAUUCACUUCAGCCUCCUGACCUUUCCGACUCCGACUCUGAGGUCGACGAAGUCGACCGUCAACUCUCAUCUGCCGCCAUCACUGACGACGAGAACGCAUUCCCACGUUCGCUUGAUGAAGCGCGCACUCUCUGGCAGCACCACGAAGCUUCAACGCGAGCCCUCGCUCAAGGCCUGACGGAGCAGCUGAGGCUGAUUCUGGCGCCUACGUUGGCGACCAAGAUGCGUGGUGGACACCGCACGGGUAAACGUCUCAACAUGAAGGCCAUCAUCCCGUACAUCGCGUCGCAGUACAAGCGCGACAAGAUCUGGCUGCGACGCUCCCUCCCAUCCAAGCGCGCGUACCAAAUUGCACUCGCCCUCGACGACUCCAAGUCCAUGUCGGACGGGCGCGUCAGCGGCCUAGCAUUCGAAACGCUGGCGCUCGUCAGCAAGGCGCUCAGCACGCUCGAGGCGGGCGAGAUGUCGGUGCUCCGCUUCGGCGGCGGCGUCGAGGUCGCGCACCCCUUCGACAAGCCCUUCGCGUCCGAGGCCGGCGUCGACGUCUUCAGGCGCUUCGGCUUCGACCAGGAGCGCACCGACGUGCGGGAGCUGGUCAGGCGCGUCAUCGAGGUCUUCAGGGACGCGCGGCUGCGGGCGAGCGGCGCGGCGAAGGAGCUGUGGCAGCUCGCCGUCGUCAUCUCGGACGGCGUGUGCGACGGGCAUGCGGACGUGGCGAGGCUGGUCAGGCAGGCGCAGGAGGAGAGGAUCAUGAUCGUGUUUGUGGUCGUGGAUGGUGCUGGCAGCGGCGGCGGUGGUGGUCCUGCUGGGGCUGGGGAAGCCGGUGGUGCGGCGGUGCAGAAGCAGAGCAGCGUGCUGGAUCUGCUGGACGUGAGCUUCGUGGACGGCAAGGUCGUGAAGCGGAGGUAUAUGGACACGUUCCCGUUCAGGUGGUACGUUGUGGUCAGGGAUGUGCGCGAGUUGCCGGGCGUGCUGUCGACGGCGUUGAGGCAGUGGUUUGCUGAGGUGGUGGAUACGGCGGGCUGA
This is a messenger RNA of Lasiodiplodia theobromae, 14853 nucleotides long. RefSeq names its product Von Willebrand factor type A. Gene Ontology annotation, molecular function: ATP binding; ATP hydrolysis activity. NCBI's taxonomy places the organism in Eukaryota, Fungi, Ascomycota, Dothideomycetes, Botryosphaeriales, Botryosphaeriaceae. Bases 1 to 14853 code for a protein of 4950 amino acids. Gene Ontology annotation, biological process: ribosomal large subunit assembly; rRNA processing. Gene Ontology annotation, cellular component: nucleus; preribosome, large subunit precursor. The transcript is spliced from 2 exons. The record is from RefSeq and is a predicted model, not a curated record.